UUCAAGGACUGGAUCAUGAACAACUUCAUCCUCCUGGAAGAACAGCUUAUCAAGAAAUCCCAACAAAAGAGAAGAACUUCUCCUUCGAACUUUAAAGUUCGAUUCUUUGUUUUAACCAAAACCAGCCUGGCAUACUUUGAGGACCGUCAUGGGAAAAAGCGCACUUUGAAGGGCUCCAUUGAACUUUCCCGAAUCAAAUGUGUCGAGAUUGUGAAAAGUGACAUUAUCAUCCCAUGCCACUAUAAAUAUCCAUUUCAAGUUGUGCAUGACAACUACCUCCUAUAUGUGUUCGCUCCAGAUCGCGAGAGCCGGCAGCGCUGGGUGCUGGCCCUUAAAGAAGAAACCAGGAAUAACAACAGUUUGGUGCCCAAGUAUCAUCCUAAUUUCUGGAUGGACGGGAGAUGGAGAUGCUGUGCUCAACUGGAGAAGCUUGCCGUGGGCUGUGCCCAGUAUGAUCCCACCAAGAAUGCUUCAAAGAAGCCUCUUCCUCCUACUCCUGAAGACAACAGGCAGUUACUUCGGGAACCUGAAGAAACCUUGGUCAUUGCCUUGUAUGACUACCAAACGAAUGAUCCACAGGAACUCACGCUACAACGCAAUGAGGAGUAUUACCUGCUGGACAGUUCCGAGAUUCACUGGUGGAGAGUUCAGGACAGGAAUGGGCAUGAAGGAUACGUACCAAGCAGUUAUCUGGUGGAAAAGUCUCCAAAUAACCUGGAAACCUACGAGUGGUACAAUAAGAGUAUCAGCCGAGACAAAGCUGAGAAACUUCUUUUGGACACAGGCAAAGAAGGAGCCUUCAUGGUACGAGAUUCCAGGACUCCAGGGACAUACACUGUGUCUGUUUUCACCAAGGCCAUCGUAAGUGAGAACAACCCCUGUAUAAAGCACUAUCACAUCAAAGAAACAAAUGACAACCCCAAGCGAUAUUACGUGGCUGAAAAGUACGUGUUUGAUUCCAUCCCUCUCCUCGUCAAUUAUCACCAACACAAUGGCGGAGGCCUAGUCACUAGACUCCGGUAUCCAGUUAGUUCCUGGAGGCAGAAAGCCCCGGUCACGGCAGGGCUGAGAUAUGGGAAGUGGGUGAUUGAUCCCUCAGAGCUCACUUUUGUGCAGGAGAUUGGUAGCGGGCAGUUUGGGUUGGUGCAUCUUGGCUACUGGCUCAACAGGGACAAGGUGGCCAUCAAAACCAUUCAGGAAGGAGCUAUGUCAGAAGAGGACUUCAUCGAGGAGGCUGAAGUCAUGAUGAAGCUCUCUCACCCCAAACUGGUCCAGCUCUAUGGAGUGUGCCUGGAGCAAGCCCCCAUCUGCCUGGUGUUUGAGUUCAUGGAACACGGCUGCCUGUCAGAUUACCUGCGCAGCCAGCGGGGGCUCUUUGCUGCAGAGACCCUGCUGGGCAUGUGCCUGGACGUGUGUGAGGGCAUGGCCUACCUGGAAGAGGCAUGUGUCAUCCACAGAGACCUGGCUGCCCGGAAUUGUUUGGUUGGAGAAAACCAAGUCAUCAAGGUGUCCGACUUUGGGAUGACAAGGUUCGUCCUUGAUGACCAGUACACCAGUUCCUCAGGCACCAAAUUCCCAGUGAAGUGGGCGUCCCCGGAAGUCUUCUCUUUCAGUCGCUAUAGCAGCAAGUCGGAUGUGUGGUCAUUUGGUGUGCUGAUGUGGGAAGUCUUCAGUGAAGGCAAAAUCCCAUAUGAAAACCGAAGCAACUCAGAGGUGGUGGAAGACAUCACCACUGGAUUUCGGUUAUACAAGCCUCGACUGGCCUCCUCGCAUAUCUACCAGAUCAUGAAUCAUUGCUGGAAAGAGAAACCAGAAGACCGGCCACCUUUCUCCAGACUCUUGAGUCAACUGGCUGAAAUCGCAGAAUCGGGACUUUAA
Messenger RNA from Balaenoptera ricei (Rice's whale), 1878 nucleotides. It is a transcript of the gene ITK, whose product is annotated as IL2 inducible T cell kinase. The record is from RefSeq and is a predicted model, not a curated record. Gene Ontology annotation, biological process: NK T cell differentiation; peptidyl-tyrosine autophosphorylation; intracellular signal transduction. Bases 16 to 1878 code for a protein of 620 amino acids. Lineage: Eukaryota; Metazoa; Chordata; Mammalia; Artiodactyla; Balaenopteridae. Gene Ontology annotation, molecular function: protein binding; ATP binding; non-membrane spanning protein tyrosine kinase activity. The transcript has 17 exons.